AUGGCGGCGCUCAGACCGGAAGGGGAUAUGUGUGGUUGCGGGGGUAAUCCCUCCUCGGGAAGAGAAACGAAACAAGUGUGCGGGCGCUGCGCAUGCGCGUAGGCCACAAAGAAAAGCGCGCGUCCUCUGACGCGCAGGAAAAAAACCGUUAUGGCAAAAAGGAAAGAGGGAAGCUUUUCAACACCAACAUCCAGCAAAAGACCAAGACAAGAAUUCAUAGAGGAUUCUGAUGAUGAUUUUAAUGAAGAAACAUGGUCAAACCUGCAGAAUGACAGCAGUGCUAACUCACAGGUGACAUCAGGAGAUGUUGGAAUAAUUGAGAGUAUCAAGCUAAAGAACUUUAUGUGCCAUUCCAUGCUGGGCCCCUUUGAGUUUGGAUCCAAUGUCAAUUUUAUAGUUGGAAACAAUGGAAGUGGGAAAAGUGCUGUGCUCACUGCCCUUAUUGUUGGCCUUGGAGGAAAAGCAACAGUGACUAACCGAGGCUCAUCUGUAAAAGGAUUUGUGAAAGAUGGUCAGAGUUCUGCAGACAUUACAAUCAUUCUUCGAAACAGAGGUGAAGAUGCAUAUAGACCAGAACAGUAUGGCAAUUCCAUCACUGUAAAGCAACACAUAUCCUUGGAGGGGAAUCGGACUUACAAACUGCAAAGCAGUACAGGUACCACCAUUUCUUCAAAGAAAGAGGAACUUACUGCAAUCCUGGAUCAUUUUAAUAUUCAGGUUGAUAAUCCUGUGUCUGUACUUACCCAGGAAAUGAGCAAACAAUUUUUGCAAUCCAAAAAUGAAGGUGAUAAAUACAAGUUCUUUAUGAAAGCAACUCAACUGGAGCAGAUGGAAGACGAUUAUACAUACAUAAUGGCAACCAAAUCAAGAACAAGUGAUCAGAUUGAACAAGGAGAAGAGUUUCUUGAAGAGCUUGCGGUGCAGGUUUCAAAGAAAGAAGAACGCUAUAAAAGUAUUGCUGCUUUGAGUGAAAUGCAGAAUGAUUUAAAGCAGUUGCAGAACCAAAUAGCUUGGGCAAUGGUAAGAGACACUGAAAAAGACGUGAAAACAAUAAAAGAUGAUAUAGAAUCAAAGGAAGCCAGAACCACGAAGUUCGUUGAGAAAGUGAAUGAAUGGAAGGAUAACGUUAAUGUAGCAGAAGAAAACCAUAGAACCAUACAAGAGAAGCUUGAGAAGUUAACUGAAGAAGCACAAAAUCUGCAGCCUUCGUGUACAGUUUCAAAAAGAGAUGUGCAGACAAAAAGAGCAGCAUACAAUGAUGCCGAGGGAGCAUAUAAUCGAGCUCAAACUGAUUUAAAACGAUUAGGAAAAGACCAUACGCGUCUUUGUCAAAAAAUUGAGGAACUGAAAAAUAGCGCUGAACGAAUUUCAGAGCCUGAAAGGCUGGAAAAACAGAAAAGAAUCGACCACUUGAAAGAACAGCUGAGGGCAUUAUGUGAUCAAGAUAAAUCAACCAAUCAAGAACUAGAACAGUUUCGGCACACUAUAUAUACAUACAAGGAAGAUUCUGUUAGGCUUAAGAAGGAAGAAUGUGAAUUGAAAGAAAAAAUGGACUCUCAGGCACAACAGCUGAAAAAAUUAAAGGAGAGUAAAACAAACAGGUUGAAAAGAUUUGGAGAGCAUCUACCAGCUCUUUGUGAAGCGAUUAGAAUUGCUCAUCAGCAGAAGCAAUUUACAUACAAACCAGUAGGACCUUUAGGUGUUUUUCUGCAUUUGAAAGAUGCUGAAUUGGCUCUGGCUGUUGAGUCGUGUUUAAAAGGGCUGGUUCAUGCAUUUUGGUGUGAUAACCAUAAAGAUGAAAGAAUAUUACAGUCAUUGAUGUCCAAGUACUGCCGACCUCAUUUUCGUCCUCAGAUCGUUGUUAGUAGAUUUCAGAAUAAAGUUUAUGACGUAAAGGCAAGGGCUGUUUUUCAUCCAAACUUCCCAUCGGUUUUGACAGCAUUAGAGAUCGAUGAUCCAGUGGUAGCCAAUUGUUUGAUUGAUAUGAGGGGUAUAGAAACAAUCCUUCUAAUAAAAAAUAAUGUUGAAGCCCGCAGAAUAAUGCAGGAAAAUAAACCUCCCCAAAAUUGUAAAGAAGCUUUUACUGGUGCUGGUGAUCAGGUGUAUCAGAGGCGGUAUUACUCCUCUGAAUAUACUCGGCCCAGAUUUCUCAGCCAAGAUGUGGAAGCAGAUAUAAGGCAUUUGGAGGAAGAAGUUAAACACAAACACAUUUGCCUGUCAAAAUUUCAACAAGAAUUACGUCAUGUUGAGAAUGAGAUUAGAAAAAACAAUUCUUUACUUAUUAAUCAUCAGCAACAUCAAAAAGAUAUACAGAAAGCAAUCAGAAAAAUAAACUCAGAAAUUGUGGAUCUUGAGAGUGUUGAAGAGCAUCAGUCAGGGCUCAUCCCUCUGUUGGAAGAAGAAGUGAAAAUAACCCAGCAGAACAUGGAAGAUAUCAAACUGCGUAUAUGUACAUAUAAGAAGACGAUGGAACAACUAAAAAAUAUUCAACAAGAGGCAGAACAGAAACUGGAAGAAAUUAAAAGAAAAAUCAUUCAAAUACAAGAAGAAGCUGUUCCGGUUCAGGAAGGAUUAAAUCAAGCUGAAUGUGAACUGGAAAGAAGUAAAAAUAAUUUACGACAUUAUGAAGAGAAAGAGAAAGAACACUUGAAGUCAAUAAAUGCACUUAAAAAUAAUCUAGCUGCAAAAGAGAAAGAAUUAGAGGAAAUGAUUGCAAAGGCAUCCCAAAUCCAUCUAGAAAGAAUAGAAGUAACUAGAACCUUUAAAAGUCUUCAUACAGAAAUGGAACGCUUACGAGAAACAAUACAGUCAGAAAGAGAACGUACUGGGGAUAAAGAAGAAAUCAUAAGGCAAUUUCAGGAAGCAAAAGAGAAAUAUCAAAUGACAGAGAAUCAAGUCAGAAGUCUGAAGAAAUUUAUUAAAUUACUGGAAAACAUGAUGAAACAGAGAUUUGAUGCUUAUACGCUUCUUAGAAGGUACCUUGCAAUACGAUGUAAAAUGUACUUUAACUCGCUGCUAAAUCACAGACAAUUUUCUGGGAAAAUGGAGUUUGACCACAAGAAUGGAAAGCUUUCAAUUACUGUCCAGCCUGGAGACACAAACAAGGCUAUUCUAGAUGACAUGAAAUCUUUAUCUGGAGGUGAACGUUCCUUCUCCACCGUUUGCUUCAUCCUUUCUAUAUGGUCCAUUACAGAUUCUCCUUUCAGAUGUCUGGAUGAAUUUGACGUCUUUAUGGAUAUGGUGAACAGGAGAAUUUCAAUGGACAUGAUGCUUCGUAUGGCAGAAUCUCAGUGUUAUCGACAGUUCAUUUUGAUUACGCCGCAGAAUAUGAGCUCAUUGCCAUCCAGCAGGCUUGUUCGAAUCCUCCGAAUGUCAGAUCCAGAGAGGGGGCAGACCACACUGAAUUUCCAUCGCAGAGGUGAUGAAGAUGAAGAUGAAGAAUGAGUGCCUUAGCAAUGCAUACCACCUGAUCAGCUUGUUCCUAUUAUAUAUCAUGUCCCGUUGCAAUUUUUUAAAAAAUGUAAGGCUUUGUAACUCCCUCCAUUAACUUGUGCCUUUUUCCAUAUUGCAGUUCUUAAGAUUUAAACAUAAAAUUCACUUUAUUUUUAGAAGUAAUAUUUUGGUGGUUAAAUUGUAGCAGCAAAGAUGCUGUCUUGCACUAGUGACUGCAGCUUUUGUUUUGCUCUUGCAAAGAGUGGAAUAGUCACACACAUAUAUAUAUUGGAGAUGGAUUCAAAUGUUUCCUAUUUUUGUAUUCCACAAGUAUGACAAAGUGGGACAAAAGAAAUCUUCGAUCAUAUUUUGGAACAUGUUUUUACAAUAAAACUGUUGCAGUAAAAACAGAA
This is a messenger RNA of Anolis sagrei ordinatus, 3845 nucleotides long. RefSeq names its product structural maintenance of chromosomes 6 (gene SMC6). Gene Ontology annotation, cellular component: nucleus; Smc5-Smc6 complex; site of double-strand break. NCBI's taxonomy places the organism in Eukaryota, Metazoa, Chordata, Lepidosauria, Squamata, Anolidae. Gene Ontology annotation, molecular function: ATP hydrolysis activity; damaged DNA binding; single-stranded DNA binding. The record is from RefSeq and is a predicted model, not a curated record. Gene Ontology annotation, biological process: double-strand break repair via homologous recombination.